Molecule: messenger RNA, 2588 nt
Organism: Diachasmimorpha longicaudata
Lineage: Eukaryota; Metazoa; Arthropoda; Insecta; Hymenoptera; Braconidae
Product: protein KRI1 homolog
Exons: 3
Coding region: 143-2509 (788 amino acids)
Biological process (GO): endonucleolytic cleavage in ITS1 to separate SSU-rRNA from 5.8S rRNA and LSU-rRNA from tricistronic rRNA transcript (SSU-rRNA, 5.8S rRNA, LSU-rRNA)
Cellular component (GO): nucleolus; 90S preribosome
Source: RefSeq, a predicted model, not a curated record
AGCAUCCUAGGGAAUGUGGUGACCUUGUGAAACCUCGUCGCUGCCAGCUUCACGUUCCCUACCAACUUCAUGGCCUGGAGACCACAUUUUUGAAACCACUUUGAGGUUAUGUACAUUUCCCCUGUGUACAAGUAAAUGAAGAAUGUCUCAGUUAUUCCAAGGAGAUGAUUUGGAUUCCGACGAAGGUAUCAAGAUAAAUAAUGGAUAUGCCAAUCACUACAGUGACUGGCGACGCAAGGAGGAGCUCCACAAACUGAAAACCAAAUAUGGAGAGCAGUUGGACGACAUCCAGAGCUCCGAGGAGUCUGACAGCUCGUCUGGAGAGGAUGAAGAGGCGGGUGAACUCACUGAGGUAUUUGAGAAGGACUUUUACAAGACCCUGGCUUCCUUAAAGAAGAAAGACCCGAGAAUUUAUGAUGAGAACGUGACUUUUUUCUCGAAACCAGAAGACUCUCAAGAUGCACCACAAGCUCAAGCCUCUCAAUCCAAGAAGAGGCCAAAAAAGGAGAAACCGUUCACUCUUCGAGAUUACGACAGACAGAUGAUAAUGCAACGUCUCAAUCAGUCCAGUGGGAACGUCGACGACGACGAUUUUCAAAGGAAAAACGGUGAGGCCAAUGGUCUGACCUACGUGGAGGAGCAAAAAGGAUUGAGGGAGAGUAUAAAUCAGAUUUUGCAAGAUGAAGAGGAUGGCAGUGACACUGGGGAUGAUCUUCUGCUGCCGAAGAGCAAAACUCAGGAAGAAAAACAGCGGGAGGAGGAGUCCUACAAGGAGUGGCUCAAAGGCCAGCCCAGGGAGAUGGAGAGCUCGGAUCAGCAGGCCCUAAAGCCCUUGAGAGACUUCUGGACAGAUCCCAACCUCGACGACAAUGAAAAAUUCCUGAGGGACUACGUUCUAAACAAAAAAUUCCUGGAGAAAGACGUGAAGAAUCAUGACCACGAGGAUCUCGUCAAUAACAGCAAUGAAAAUCUCUCAGAGGACGAGAAGGACAUUGAGCAGCAGGAGGUGUUCGAGCACAAAUUCAAUUUCAGAUUUGAAGAGCCAGACACGGAAUUUCUGAAGCGUUAUCCCCGUACCCUGGAGAAUUCCCUGCGAAAGAAGGACACCAGGAGGUCGGAGAAGAGGGCAGCUGUCAAAGUGAGGAAGGAGGAGGAGAGGGCGAGGAAGCGGGAGGAGUUGAAGCGCCUGAAGGCGAUGAAACGAAAAGAAAUUGAGGAGAAAAUAGCCCAGCUGAAGGAGAUAACUGGCAACGAUGACAUGAAGUUUGAUUCUCUUGAUUUGGAGGGGGACUUUGAUCCUGCUGAGCACGACAGGAAAAUGGUAGAGUUGUUUGAUGAGGGGUAUUACAAGGAGGGAGAGGAACACGUCAAGCCAGUGUUUCCGGAUAUUGAUGAGGAGCUGGGGGUAGAGAGCACGUGGGACGAUUAUGAUCCUAAUGUUCAGGAGACUGAACCUGCUGAAGGACAGGGGGCUCCUCAUGCAGAAGAUGAUGAUUUCAAUAUGGAUGCUGAUUACGAUCCCGUCAACUCCCUCCAGGAGGAAUUGGCGAAUUCGUCGAGAAAAAAGCGAAAACGUCGGUCGAAAUUCGCGGAAAUGAUAUCGAAGGAGAAACCGAAAUUCGAUCCAACGUUUCACACUUCGUACAAGGACUACAUCGAUCAGUACUACGGUCUGGAUUACGAGGAUAUGAUUGGGGAUAUGCCUUGUAGAUUUAAGUACAGGGAGGUCGUGCCCAAUGAUUACGGUCUGUCCGUCGAGGAGAUUCUCAUGGCCGACGAUAGAGAAUUGAACAAAUGGUGCUCCCUGAAAAAAGCUCUGGAGCACAAACCCAAACAUCAAGAGAUUCAGGAAGUUAAAAUCUAUCGAGAGAAAUCAUUGAAUGAACCGUAUAAGAAAAAAGUUCUCAAGAGUUUGUACGAAGAGUUGGAAAAUUCGGAAAAUCUUCCCGAAGGUAGUGACGAAAAUUCUGUGAAUAAAAAGAAGAGGAGACGCAAGAAGGGAAGUCAAGUGGAGGCUGUGAAGGCUGUGAAGGCAGAUGUGAAAUUGAGCUCGUCUCCACAAGAAAAGACUAAAGAUCUUAAGACUAGCCCUGCAGAGGAGAAGGUCGAUAAGACCGAGAAUGAAGAGGAGCCCCCAAAGAAAAAAAUGAAGACCGAAAGGGUCAAGAAAAAUCAACAAGGAGAUAAAACUCCUGGAGAAAAAAUUGUUAAUGGACGAAAAAAAUUGCAAAAGUCUCCUCAAAGUUCACAAAACAUCGCUGGAAAAUCCGAAGAUUGUCAAAAUCAAUCAGCACCGAGGGAGAAAAAAAAUAAACAGCGACAGAAAUUGAAAAAAUCCAAGGGCUCCAAGGACUCGAGUAAUCCUCUCAUCGCGUCUCUAGGUGAUGAGCGACUCAAGGCUUAUGGAAUUAAGCCGAAGAAAUUCAAAAAGAAAAUUAAAUAUGGCCAGCAGUCGAGUGUAAAUAUGAAGAAAAAGAAUUUUCGAGGGGUUGUUAAAAAUCAAAAGUGAAAUUUACAAAUGUCCUUGAUUUUACCAGAUUUUUAAUUUGUUCUGACGAAUUUCAGAAAAUAUAUUUACCAUAAAUCAA